UUGAUGACAUCAGCAGCAACCGCUGCCGCAGCAAUGGUCGCUUUUACAGCGCUGUGUACACGACGCUGACAGCCAAACGUGUUCGUUUGUGUGUAGUUUCUUAAACAUAAUUGAGUUUGUUUGUAUACGUUUCGAGAAAGAAGAAAAAAAAAAAAACAUGAGGGUUGUCGUUUGUUUUCCUGGCUGCUUACUGACGCUGCGUAUUUUCGCCGGACUCCUGAGUUUCGCCUCAGGUUUCUAUCUUCCGGGUUUGGCUCCUGUCAGUUUUUGUGAGCCGGGGAAAGACGAGCAGGUCCCGGACUGCAGGUCUGAAAUUGAGCUGUUUGUGAACCGGCUGGAUUCAGUGGAAUCAGUUCUUCCUUAUGAAUACACUGCGUUUGAUUUUUGCUCUGCACCUUCAGAAAAAAGGCCCUCAGAAAAUUUAGGUCAAGUUUUAUUUGGUGAAAGGAUAGAGCCAUCUCCGUACAAGUUCAAAUUCAGAGUGAAUGAAGAAUGUUCACAUGUUUGUACAAAAAAUUACAAUACCGAAAAACAAGAAGAAAAAAUAAAGCUGGAUUUCCUGAAGAAGGGGAUGCUGCUGAAUUAUCAGCACCAUUGGAUUGUGGACAACAUGCCGGUGACGUGGUGCUAUGAAGUUGAGGCCAGUCAGAAGUUUUGCAAUCCCGGCUUCCCCAUUGGAUGCUAUGUGACUGAGGCUAGCCAGCCGAAAGACGCAUGCGUUGUGAACACGGAUUUCAACGCACGAGAUACAUUUUAUCUCUUCAACCAUGUGGACAUCACUAUUUUUUACCAUGUGGUGGAGAAUGAAGCCGCUGGGGCGAGAUUGGUUACUGCCAAAAUGCAGCCAAGAAGCUUUAAACAUACGAACAGCGACCAUCCAGAUUGUACAGGAGAACCUAUGGGCAUAAACAACAAAUUCACCGGAGAGCUCAAAGUUGCCUACACUUACUCAGUAAAGUUUGUGGAGGACAAGAACAUUCGGUGGGCGUCUCGCUGGGACUACAUCUUAGAGUCCAUGCCUCACACCAAUAUCCAGUGGUUUAGUAUCAUGAACUCCUUGGUCAUUGUCCUGUUCCUCUCCGGGAUGGUGGCCAUGAUCAUGCUUAGGACCCUCCAUAAAGACAUUGCCCGGUACAACCAGAUGGACUCUGUCGAGGACGCCCAGGAGGAAUUCGGUUGGAAGCUGGUCCACGGAGACGUCUUCCGCCCACCGAGAAAAGGAAUGCUGCUCUCUGUCUUUUUGGGCUCGGGGACGCAGAUCUUCAUCAUGACCUUCGUCACACUCUUCUUUGCUUGCCUUGGCUUCCUCUCCCCAGCCAACCGUGGGGCCCUGAUGACGUGUGCCGUGGUGCUCUGGGUGCUUCUUGGGACUCCAGCAGGUUACGUGGCCGCCAGAUUCUACAAGUCAUUUGGUGGUGAAAAAUGGAAAACAAAUGUUCUACUGACAGCUUUCUUAUGCCCUGGGGUUGUAUUUGCUGACUUCUUCCUGAUGAACCUCAUUCUGUGGGGGGAGGGCUCCUCUGCUGCCAUGCCAUUCGGGACCCUGGUAGCUAUCCUGGCUCUCUGGUUCUGCAUUUCGGUGCCCCUCACAUUCAUUGGGGCCUACUUCGGCUUCAAGAGGAGCGCAAUUGAGCACCCAGUCCGUACCAACCAGAUUCCCCGGCAAAUUCCUGAGCAGUCUUUCUACACCAGACCGCUCCCGGGGAUAAUCAUGGGAGGAAUCCUACCGUUCGGAUGCAUCUUCAUCCAGCUCUUCUUCAUCCUCAACAGCAUUUGGUCUCACCAGAUGUACUACAUGUUUGGCUUCCUCUUCCUGGUCUUCAUCAUUUUGGUGAUCACGUGCUCUGAGGCCACCAUCCUCCUGUGUUACUUCCACCUUUGUGCUGAGGACUACCACUGGCAAUGGCGCUCUUUCCUGACCAGCGGCUUUACAGCCAUCUACUUCCUUGUGUACGCCAUCCACUAUUUCUACUCCAAACUCCAGAUCUCCGGAAUGGCAAGCACGAUCCUCUAUUUCGGCUACACCAUGAUCAUGGCUUUGAUUUUUUUCCUCUUCACAGGAACUAUUGGGUUUUUCGCCUGUUUUUGGUUCGUAACCAAGAUCUACAGCGUAGUGAAGGUGGACUGAGGACACUUCGACUCCAUCGUCUUCCGAAGGAUGAAUGUACAGCUUUCCGGGUCUCCUGGCGUCCAUAUGACCGCUAUCAAUCAGAAAAAGGUCCUAGAAUUUUUUCCAAAAAGUUUUCUAUUAUAAUUUCACUGAGCAGGUUCUAUAAGUUUUGAAGAAU
This is a messenger RNA of Scleropages formosus (Asian bonytongue), 2288 nucleotides long. RefSeq names its product transmembrane 9 superfamily member 2 (gene tm9sf2). Gene Ontology annotation, biological process: protein localization to membrane. Gene Ontology annotation, cellular component: membrane. The transcript is spliced from 17 exons. The record is from RefSeq and is a predicted model, not a curated record. The coding region runs from base 158 to 2128 and encodes 656 amino acids. NCBI's taxonomy places the organism in Eukaryota, Metazoa, Chordata, Actinopteri, Osteoglossiformes, Osteoglossidae.